Molecule: messenger RNA, 882 nt
Organism: Erpetoichthys calabaricus (reedfish)
Lineage: Eukaryota; Metazoa; Chordata; Cladistia; Polypteriformes; Polypteridae
Gene: sptssb
Product: serine palmitoyltransferase, small subunit B
Exons: 3
Coding region: 402-647 (81 amino acids)
Biological process (GO): ceramide biosynthetic process; endoplasmic reticulum organization
Cellular component (GO): serine palmitoyltransferase complex
Molecular function (GO): serine C-palmitoyltransferase activity
Source: RefSeq, a predicted model, not a curated record
GAAAGAAUUUUUGUUUUUCCACAACACACCAGCCGUACUUUUAUUUUGGGCAGUCUGGUUCUAUAAAGACCAGCAGUUAGGUUAUUCGCAGAGCUAAAGUGGACUCCCGAGAAGAAUAUCCAGGAGCGCUUUUGGUGGGCGGGGCUAAGGUGAGAGCACCUGAAACAGGUGAACCUGCGUCAGUUUACAGAGAGUCGUCAACGACGUUGGAGCGUCGCGGCUGCUUAAUAGGAGUGGAUGCAGUUGUAGCGAACGAGAACCAUAGAUUGCAUUAAAAAAAAAAAAAAAAAAGCUGGCACACAUACCUUUUAAGAGUAUGAACUUCCAUGGCACUACUGAAAAUACCUUCACUGGAGAAUGCAAAAGAACACAGCUUCAAGUAUUAAUCCCCAAACAGAGACAUGAUGGAUGUGAAAAGAUUUAAAGAAUACAUAUCCUGGCUUUACUACCAGUAUCUCUUGGUCACCUGCAGCUAUGUGUUGGAGCCAUGGGAGCAGUCCAUUUUCAACACCGUAUUGCUGACAGUGGUUGCCAUGGUGGUUUACACAGCUUAUGUCUUUAUCCCCAUCCAUAUACGCCUGGCCCUCGAGUUCUUCUCCAGUUUGUGUGGUGGACAGCAUGAAAGUACUGUUGCCAUAAUGAGCUAACACAGAUUGCUGCGCUGCAGAAGAUGGCAGCUUUAAUGCCUGUAUUUUAGUAAUGUUGACAGAAGCACAUUUUAUGCUAAACUGUGGCUCAUAUUUGUGAUACUGUUCUGACAUAGUACCCCCUCCACUUAGAGCCCCUUCACUCUGAUGUCUUAACAGUUUGUUUAGCAGACAUUGAGUCAGCCAAUUUAAAUGUCAUGUCCACUUCGAUUUUGAGAAGAACACUCUAUUAUUG